Molecule: messenger RNA, 3439 nt
Organism: Erinaceus europaeus (western European hedgehog)
Lineage: Eukaryota; Metazoa; Chordata; Mammalia; Eulipotyphla; Erinaceidae
Gene: NPR2
Product: natriuretic peptide receptor 2
Exons: 22
Coding region: 4-3156 (1050 amino acids)
Biological process (GO): receptor guanylyl cyclase signaling pathway; intracellular signal transduction; protein phosphorylation
Cellular component (GO): membrane
Molecular function (GO): natriuretic peptide receptor activity; ATP binding; peptide hormone binding
Source: RefSeq, a predicted model, not a curated record
CCCAUGGCACUGCCAUCACUCCUGUUGUUGGUGGCAGCCCUGGCAGGUGGGGUGCGACCUCCCGGGGGGCGGAACCUGACGCUGGCGGUGGUGCUGCCAGAACGCAACCUGAGCUACGCCUGGGCCUGGCCGCGGGUGGGUCCUGCUGUGGCCCUGGCCAUGGAGGCGCUGGGCCGGGUACUGCCUGUGGACCUGCACUUUGUCAGCUCGGAGCUCGACGGUGUCUGCUCUGAGUACCUGGCCCCGCUGCGUACUGUGGACCUCAAGCUGUACCAUGACCCCGACCUCCUGUUAGGCCCGGGCUGCGUAUACCCUGCUGCUUCGGUGGCCCGCUUUGCCUCUCACUGGCGCCUCCCCCUGCUGACCGCGGGCGCCGUGGCCUCUGGUUUUGCUGCUAAGAAUGAGCAUUACCGUACCCUGGUGCGCACUGGUCCCUCUGCUCCCAAGCUGGGUGAGUUCGUAGUGACAUUGCAUGGCCAUUUCAACUGGACUUCCCGUGCCGCCCUGCUCUAUCUGGACGCUCGCACCGAUGACCGGCCUCACUACUUCACCAUCGAGGGCGUCUUUGAAGCCCUGCAGGGCAGCAACCUCAGUGUGCAGCACCAGGUGUAUGCCCGAGAACCAGGGGGGCCUGAGCAGGCCACCCACUUCAUCCGGGCCAACGGGCGCAUUGUGUAUAUCUGUGGUCCUCUGGAGAUGCUGCAUGAAAUCCUGCUUCAGGCCCAGAGGGAGAACCUGACCAACGGGGACUAUGUCUUCUUUUACCUGGAUGUCUUUGGGGAGAGUCUCCGUGCAGGCCCCACACGCUCAACUGGCCGGCCUUGGCAGGACAAUCGUACCCGGGAACAGGCCCAGGCCCUCAGAGAGGCCUUCCAGACGGUAUUGGUGAUCACAUACCGAGAACCUCCAAAUCCUGAGUAUCAAGAGUUCCAGAACCGUCUUCUGAAAAGAGCACGGCAAGAUUUUGGUGUGGAGCUGGGCCCCUCCUUGAUGAACCUCAUCGCUGGCUGCUUCUAUGAUGGGAUCCUGCUCUAUGCCGAAGUCCUGAAUGAGACAAUGCAGGAAGGGGGCACCCAGGAAGACGGGCUUCGAAUUGUGGAGAAGAUGCAGGGGCGAAGAUAUCAUGGUGUGACUGGACUGGUUGUCAUGGACAAGAACAAUGACCGGGAGACCGAUUUUGUCCUGUGGGCCAUGGGAGACCUGAAUUCUGGGGACUUUCAGCCUGCAGCCCACUACUCAGGAGCCGAGAAGCAGAUUUGGUGGACAGGGCAGCCUAUCCCCUGGGUGAAGGGGGCGCCCCCCUUGGACAAUCCCCCCUGUGCAUUUGACUUGGACGACCCAUCCUGUGAUAAAACUCCACUGUCAACUCUGGCCAUUGUGGCACUGGGCACAGGCAUCACCUUCAUCAUGUUUGGUGUUUCUAGCUUCCUCAUUUUCCGUCCUUACAGAAAACUAAUGCUGGAGAAGGAGCUGGCUAGCAUGUUGUGGCGCAUUCGCUGGGAAGAGCUGCAGUUUGGCAAUUCGGAGCGAUACCAUAAAGGUGCAGGCAGUCGCCUCACACUGUCCCUGCGGGGAUCCAGUUAUGGCUCGCUCAUGACAGCCCAUGGGAAAUACCAGAUCUUUGCCAACACCGGCCACUUCAAGGGGAAUGUUGUUGCCAUCAAACAUGUGAAUAAGAAACGCAUUGAGCUGACCCGCCAGGUUCUGUUUGAACUUAAACAUAUGAGAGAUGUUCAGUUCAACCAUCUCACUCGCUUCAUUGGUGCCUGUAUAGAUCCACCCAACAUUUGCAUUGUCACUGAGUAUUGUCCUCGUGGGAGUUUACAGGAUAUUCUGGAAAAUGACAGCAUCAACUUGGACUGGAUGUUUCGCUAUUCACUGAUUAAUGACCUUGUGAAGGGCAUGGCCUUUCUUCACAACAGCAUUAUUGCAUCCCAUGGGAGUCUCAAGUCCUCCAACUGUGUGGUGGAUAGUCGUUUUGUGCUGAAAAUCACAGACUACGGCCUGUCCAGCUUCCGAUCUACCGCUGAGCCCGACGACAGCCACGCCCUUUAUGCCAAGAAGCUGUGGACUGCCCCAGAACUGCUCGCUGGGAACCCACUGCCGACUGCAGGCAUGCAGAAAGCUGACGUCUACAGCUUUGGGAUCAUCCUGCAGGAGAUAGCACUCCGCAGUGGUCCUUUCUACUUGGAGAGUCUGGAUCUCAGUCCCAAAGAGAUUGUCCAGAAAGUCCGAAAUGGUCAGAGGCCAUAUUUCCGGCCAAGCAUUGACCGGACCCAACUGAACGAAGAACUGAUUUUGCUGAUGGAGCGAUGUUGGGCCCAAGACCCUGCUGAGCGGCCAGAUUUUGGACAGAUUAAAGGCUUCAUUCGCCGCUUUAACAAGGAGGGUGGCACCAGCAUAUUGGACAACCUUCUAUUGCGCAUGGAGCAGUAUGCCAAUAACCUGGAGAAGCUGGUGGAGGAACGCACACAGGCCUAUCUGGAGGAGAAGCGCAAGGCUGAGGCUCUGCUCUACCAAAUCCUACCCCAUUCAGUGGCAGAGCAGUUAAAACGGGGAGAGACUGUCCAGGCUGAGGCCUUUGACAGUGUUACCAUCUACUUCAGUGACAUCGUUGGCUUCACAGCAUUGUCAGCGGAGAGUACCCCUAUGCAGGUGGUGACUCUUCUUAAUGACCUGUAUACCUGCUUUGAUGCCAUCAUUGACAACUUUGAUGUCUACAAGGUAGAGACGAUUGGAGAUGCCUACAUGGUGGUAUCUGGUCUCCCAGGUCGAAAUGGUCAACGCCAUGCUCCUGAAAUUGCUCGGAUGGCCCUAGCGUUACUGGAUGCAGUUUCUUCCUUCCGCAUCCGCCACCGACCACACGACCAGCUGAGGCUACGCAUCGGGGUCCACACGGGCCCUGUCUGUGCUGGGGUGGUUGGCCUGAAGAUGCCCCGCUAUUGCCUUUUUGGAGACACGGUGAACACUGCUUCCAGAAUGGAGUCUAAUGGUCAAGCCCUGAAGAUCCAUGUCUCCUCUACCACCAAGGAUGCCCUGGAUGAGCUAGGAUGCUUCCAGCUAGAGCUUCGGGGGGAUGUGGAGAUGAAGGGAAAAGGAAAGAUGCGAACUUACUGGCUCCUAGGAGAGCAAAAAGGACCUGCUGGACUUCUGUAAACUCCAUCUCUUCCCAAAUCAGACAACCCUGCUGCUGGCACCUGGGUGGGCAGUGGCCACAAUCUUUCCACAUGGGACAGUGGGACAUGAAAUGGGACAGUGUCACAUGAGAUGGAAACCAAUGGACACAAAACCCCACCUUUUGUGGGAGUUGUUACUCUUUGCAGUGCAGCCUUGUACAUAUACCUGUCUCUCUCUUGCCUGGUAUCCUUCCUCCCUACUUUCUGUAAAUAUCUGUAUCUAAACCAGAAUAUUUUGGCCAAAUAUAGAAUAGAAAACAAAA